CCCCUAACCCCGCCAGGGCUGGGAUUGGACCUCGGACCAUUCUAAAUCCGCCUUCUCCCUUCGGUGACCAAAUGGUUUCCUCUGGCCGAGGGUGGGGGCGGGGCUGAGGAAGAGUGGCAUCUAAUCUUUAGAAACAAAACUGUUGGCGCCAGUGCACCACGAUCAUGGCGCAUGCGUGCUCUUUCGCUGCUCCGGCUGGUCGCACUUGUUCUUAGGAGGUGGAGAAGUAGGUAGAAGACCGCCGAAACCGCGUGCCCAAAACAAACAAAAGCUUUGCGCGUGCGCCCUAAGACUUCCAGGCAUGCGCCCUGGACAUCCCCGGAAGUAGUUCUGACCGAGACUUCACGUGGAUGGAGAUGGAGACGGAACUCGGGAUUAGCACCGGGGCUGGGUUGGGUGCCGAUACAGAUCUAAGCCCACGGGGUUCCGGCUGCAGCCUCCGGCAUUUCGCCUGCGAACAGAACCUGCUGUCCCGACCCGAUGGCUCCGCCUCCUUCCUGCAAGGUGACACAUCAGUCCUGGUGGGGGUCUAUGGACCAGCAGAGGUCAAAGUCAGCAAGGAGAUCUUCAACAAGGCCACGUUGGAGGUGAUUCUGAAGCCCAAGAUAGGGCUACCUGGAGUAGCAGAGAAGAGCAGGGAGCGGCUGAUCCGGACCACGUGUGAGGCCGUGGUGCUGGGGACCCUGCACCCCCGGACCUCCAUCACCAUCGUCCUGCAGAUCGUCAGUGAUGCUGGCUCGCUGCUGGCCUGCUGCCUGAAUGCAGCCUGCCUGGCCCUGGUGGAUGCCGGGGUGCCCCUGCGGGCCCUGUUCUGCGGCGUCACCUGUGCCUUGGACCUGGAUGGUGGCCUCGUCCUAGACCCCACGGCCAAGCAGGAGAAGGAGGCUCGGGCCAUCCUCACCUUCGCCCUGGACAGCACUGAACAGAAGCUGCUCAUGUCCACCACCAAAGGCCUCUACUCUGUGGCUGAGUUCCAGCAGUGCCUCGCCGCGGCCCAGCACGCCUCUCAUCACAUCUUUCGGUUCUACAGAGACUCUCUGCAGCGACGCUAUUCCAAGAGCUGAACAGGAGCCAGGCCUGGCCCCCCCCCCCCCUCCCCCCAAGAAGAAGGGGUCUCCGAGGGCCCCCUGAGGCCCACACUGUAAGCCCCCAAAAUGUAAAUAGCACAUCCUUGUUUACCUUUCAA
Molecule: messenger RNA, 1186 nt
Organism: Gracilinanus agilis (Agile Gracile Mouse Opossum)
Lineage: Eukaryota; Metazoa; Chordata; Mammalia; Didelphimorphia; Didelphidae
Gene: EXOSC5
Product: exosome component 5
Exons: 6
Coding region: 351-1064 (237 amino acids)
Biological process (GO): poly(A)-dependent snoRNA 3'-end processing; nuclear mRNA surveillance; U4 snRNA 3'-end processing
Cellular component (GO): nuclear exosome (RNase complex); cytoplasmic exosome (RNase complex); nucleolus
Source: RefSeq, a predicted model, not a curated record